GAAGAUGAAUCACAUAAGAGUUCCUGCCCGUUGUGCCCGGAGGAUGCUUAGUAACAACUACGGGCAGGUUCGCACACUCUCUCUCUUCUCUCUAUAUCUGAGUUUCCGAAAACUCUUCAUUGAUCACACAAAAUCUCAAAACACUCUUUCAUUCAUGAACAGAGCUUAUCUCUUCUAGUCUCUCUUUCCUUUUUCUUCCGAGCUAGCUAACAAAAGAAGGGACAUAAUGGAGUGGGAGGAACAAGGUUUGAGGUCGUCCUUGGUGCUUGAUAGCGCUUCGGUGCUAAUGCUCACCGCUUCGGCUCUAACGGCUACUGUGCUUUCCUCUUUGGUAGAGCUCCUCGCUCAGGUCGCUGCCUUGGAGGGUGAUGUUAAAGAGAACGGAGACAAGGUUGUUGAUGCAGAGGAAGGCAAUGGAAACAAUGAAGACGGUGAUAGUGGGGAUGAUGGAGGGGAAGACAAAGAAGAAGAAGGCGGUGAUGCAGAAGAAGUGAAGGAGACUAAGAAAGGAUCUGCAAGUGGUCCUGGUGAGAAUGGUGAAGCUGGAGAUGGUGAUGAUGAUGACGAUGAACCUGAAGGGGGUGACGACAAUGAUGAUGAUGACGACGAAAAUGAGAACAAUGAUGAUGAUGAUGAUGAUGAUGAGGAAGAGGAGGAUGACGAUGGUGGUGAAGAAGAUGAAGAAGAGGUGGAGGAAGAAGAGGAAGAGGAAGAAGAUGAGGAGGAAGAGGCCCUACAGCCACCAAAGAAGAGGAAGAAGUAAACAACCCAACCGCUUUGAUCUUCUAACAUUUUAGAUUCAAAAUAUCAAAAACUUCUUGUGGGUUUUACCUGAAGAGUCUUAAGGCAUCACCAGUUUCUUUAGCUUCUACUGUAAUCUUUGUUGUUCCAUGAAUCAAAAAGACCUUUGUUUACUGUGUACUAUUGCAGCUCCUUGUUCA
This is a messenger RNA of Brassica oleracea var. oleracea, 941 nucleotides long. RefSeq names its product retrotransposon-like protein 1. The record is from RefSeq and is a predicted model, not a curated record. The transcript has 3 exons. The coding region runs from base 227 to 763 and encodes 178 amino acids. Lineage: Eukaryota; Viridiplantae; Streptophyta; Magnoliopsida; Brassicales; Brassicaceae.